CGGGACGCAGCGUCAGGUCCUCUGGACAAAAAAACCCACUUUUCUCACUUGAAUGCCCCUUCCCUGCGUGUGCAUCAAUCUCGCGGCCUCCCUGCGCGCCGCGCCGGCAUCCACUUCCCGCCCGGUCAAUGGCGCCUCCCAGGUCCGCGCCGGGACGAUGACCGUGCGCGCAUUCAGGCUCGACGAGCUCGGCGGAUCCAGGAGCAGGCGCGCGGCGACUUCGAAGCGCGCGGCGAAGCUCAAUCGCGACCUCAUCGAAUCUCCCAGCCGCCGCGUUGGACGCACGUCCAAGGAUCGCGUCCAGGGUGCCGGCGUCGGCGAUCGCGUCAUCGAGACGAGCGCCGUUCGCGACGCCAAGUCGCCGCUCCUGGGCAUCCUCGACGAUCUCGGAGAUCGCGUCUCCAGGCCGGCGCCUCCGAACAAAUCCAAACCGGACGGCGUCGCCUCGCAUCAUUCGAAGAAAAAGAACGGCUCAUCAUUCAACUCGGCCGACAAAACGGCUCCCCCCGUGGACACCCGCUCGGUCCUCAGGGACGGGGACAUCCUCGAGGCCAUCGGCACGCGGGGCCGGGCGCCGUCGUGCCCGGUUGCAUCAACGCCGCCUCAAACGUCGGAGAAGUUGACGCUGGACCUGUUGGCUGUGCCCGACGGACGCGCCAACGGCGCCAGGAAGACGCCUCCGCGACGGUCCCCGGGCCGGGGUAAGCAGGCCAGGGACGCGCUCGACCUCCUCAGCGGACCCGGCAGGCGCACCGGGCGCGACUGACGGUCGAGGCGCCUCGCGAGCGCGGGGGCGCGGAUUGGGGAAAAUGGGAGAAAAAAAGCUCACGAAUAAGGCGACGCGUCGUCGUCGCCACCCCCCCCCGGCGAGAAGCCGGUUCGAGCCUCCCACCCCUCGUCCGUCCCCGGCGCCAUCUGUUGUACCACACGCACUGAUGUUUCCUGUACGAGUAAAGGUGAACGCCGUCCAACGCGGCUUUGGUUUUUAUCUGGUUUAGUUCUCCGAGAGUUUAUUUAGGCGGCGAGGGAAGAGCGUCGCGGAAAGUCGCCCCGCCCUGAGAGGCGAGCGAGGCGCGCGGGUCGAACGUAACGUUGGAUCGUCCAACCUCCCCAACGAUGUUGGAAUAACAAACUGAGACGACGUCCCGCUAUC
This is a messenger RNA of Micromonas commoda, 1153 nucleotides long. RefSeq lists its product as hypothetical. The transcript has 2 exons. The record is from RefSeq and is a predicted model, not a curated record. NCBI's taxonomy places the organism in Eukaryota, Viridiplantae, Chlorophyta, Mamiellophyceae, Mamiellales, Mamiellaceae. The coding region runs from base 53 to 766 and encodes 237 amino acids.